AAUUUGAACUGGAGGUCAAAAGUCAUUCAAAUCCCACUUGAUCAUCAUAAUCAUCAUGUUGGCUCCUCCAGUUGCUAAGGAAGUUGUAUACAGACCAUCUGCUAGUCUAAUUCUGGCCGCUCAAGAUGAUUCUAGCAAAGCAUAUGACUUUAACUUGCUUCUCAUCAAACGCUCUGAGCGGACUUCAUAUACUCUGAAUCAUUGUGUCUUUCCUGGUGGUGGUUUUGAUGUUGAAUCAGAUGAAUCUUCGGAUUGGUUGAAUUAUUUUCAGUCCUUUGGUAUAAACCAAGAUCACUUGACGCAAUUGAGAUGCAAAGAUCAGGUCUCUGGUAGGCCAAAUUUAAUGACUGAUGGGAAAAAUUUUUCUAGAGAUAUUUCUCUUAGGAUAACUGCAUUGCGAGAAGCCUUUGAGGAAGUGGGAAUAUUGCUAUGUCGACAUAGGGAUAACCUAUGGCAUGGAUCCCCAUCACUUGUCCAUCCAGUAGAGCACGCGGAAUGGCAGCAAAAAGUUCACAAUGAUGCUAGUCAAUUUCUGGAAUUGUGUAGGCACUUGGAUGUUCUACCCGAUCUAUGGUUAUUACACGAGUGGUCCAUUUGGCGUUCAGGUGCAACUUCUAGUCGAAAGUUUGACACUGUCUACUAUAUAGCCGUUUUGGAAACACCAGCAAGUCAAGUGGAAUUGCUUCUCGAACCCCAAGAAGUCAUCUCUGCCCAUUGGUUAAAUCCUAGCGAAGCUUGGUCAAGUUAUCGGGAGAAAUGUAUUUGGUUACCCUUUAUAUUGAUGUACGAAAUUGGCAAACUAAUGAAUUUUCACCAGGCCAAAGAUCUUCUUAAUUUUGCAAGUAAACGCAAUGCUUUAGGCUCUACGCUAAUUCAACCGAUUUUUUAUAGUUGCGAUGAUGGUAUGCUUGGUGUGUUUGCUGGAGAUGAUCUCUAUUUGCCAGAUCCGGACAAAUACACGAAAAGUAUUAUUCUGAAGGGAUCUUUAAGGGAUUACAAUCGACAGGCUAAAAAUUAUAAUCGUAUGAUAUUCCAAGAUUUUCAUGAAGUGAAAUUGGCUUCAAAUGUUGCACCUUUAGAUGGACAUCUUUCACUCCAGUCGGAGGUCAAUUAUCAAUUGGCAAAAUUAUAAAAGUUCUUCAAUGUUAAAUAAAAUAUGUAUAUUUUUGUUUAUGUUUUAUAA
This is a messenger RNA of Drosophila willistoni, 1183 nucleotides long. Its product is annotated as acyl-coenzyme A diphosphatase NUDT19. Lineage: Eukaryota; Metazoa; Arthropoda; Insecta; Diptera; Drosophilidae. Gene Ontology annotation, cellular component: mitochondrion. The transcript is spliced from 2 exons. The coding region runs from base 56 to 1132 and encodes 358 amino acids. Gene Ontology annotation, molecular function: hydrolase activity, acting on acid anhydrides, in phosphorus-containing anhydrides. The record is from RefSeq and is a predicted model, not a curated record.